AUGCCAUUAUUUUUAUUAUACAUAUGGAAUAACUUUUGCAUAAAACUGCCAAAACUGUUUACCUUAAUUCCAGGAUGUUUCCUACUUGCAUGUCCACUUGGAAUAACAGGUCCUCCUGGACCUCCUGGUGCUGAUGGCAGUCCAGGAGAUUCUGGAAACCAAGGCCCUCCAGGAGAAGAUGGAUAUGAUGUAAAACUCGAAGCGGAACCAGACCUCCCUUGCAUUAUAUGCCCAGCUGGACCACCUGGAUUAAGAGGUCAACAAGGUGAGCGUGGCAGAACAGGCGAACCUGGUAUUCGUGGGAUGAAAGGCCCACAUGGAGGUCCUGGAACUGCUGGUGCGAUAGGACGAAAAGGAAACCCAGGUCCACGAGGACCAAAAGGACCAUCCGGACGACGAGGACCCGAUGGCGAUACUGCUGUGGCAGGUAUUGGAAUAAAAGGACAUAAGGGACCUCUGGGCCCAGCAGGACCAAAAGGGCCAAUUGGGCCAGCUGGUAAGCCAUCAAAAACUCCGGGGCUCUCUGGAAAACCUGGGACCAUCGGACCUGUCGGGCCACCAGGACGGCCAGGGCUAUCAGGAGAAAAUGGAUCAUGGGGACCACCUGGAGAACCUGGUAAGUUACCAUGCAACAUUUUUUUUACGAAUUCAUAUUUUUUGCUUUUUUAUAACACAAGCGAACCAGCAUCUUACUGCGCAUCGGACUGCGGCAUCUCUCAAAUCGUAGCUCCAGCCCAUCAUCCCUUCUUGUAUCCAUCACCUGAAGUCACCGAAAUUUAUAGCGAUCUACAUGCCGCUAAACUCGAGAACAAAUUCAACCAGGAAGACUAUUUAUGGCUUUUAAAAAAUUGA
Dracunculus medinensis (Guinea worm) is the source of this 852-nucleotide messenger RNA. Lineage: Eukaryota; Metazoa; Nematoda; Chromadorea; Rhabditida; Dracunculidae. The record is from the annotation of a GenBank genome assembly.